This is a messenger RNA of Nezara viridula (southern green stink bug), 819 nucleotides long. NCBI's taxonomy places the organism in Eukaryota, Metazoa, Arthropoda, Insecta, Hemiptera, Pentatomidae. The record is from the annotation of a GenBank genome assembly.
AUGUCUGUAAGAAGAAAAAGAAAUCUUGAGGAUGAGGAUUAUUCACAACCAGGUCCAUCACAGCGCAACAAAAAGGUUCCCUUCAAAGCUACUUCUUCCCAAAGGACAGCUAGUGAUGGUGAAAGUGACUAUGAACCUCAAGAUUAUUCUCAAUCCCAAACUGUUUUAUCACAGGAAACAUUAAACGAAAUUAUAAAUAAUGCUGUGAUACAAAUUUUAGCUCAUAAUAAUACUAUGCGACCUUUUAAGCGCAGUGAUAUUCUUCAUAAUACCAAGGCUAAAGGGAGGGUGGCUAAUCAAGUCAUGGAAGAAGUUAAAAAAAAGUUGUCUGAUAUUUAUGGGGUCACUCUGCUUGAGGUUGAACAUCAGAAGUAUAUUUUGGUCAAUCCCAUGAAUAAGAAGUUGGAGAAAUAUAUACAUGAGCAAAAAUCACCAAAACGAGACCUUCUUGGAUUACUUUUGACAAUAAUAUUUGUCAAUAACAUGCAAGUACAUGAAGAUAAACUGAGAGAAUGCCUUCAAAAAGUUAAAGUUGAUCUACAAGAUAAUCAUCCUUAUUUUGGAGAUGUCAACAAGCAAAUACAAGAAUUUGAGCGUCAAAUGUACAUUGUGAAAGAUUAUGUUUCCUCUGCUAAAGGACAAGAAAAAACUCAACCUUUUUAUGUUUGGGGAAUAAGAGCGAAGCAUGAAAUUAGUAUGAACUCUAUUUUAGAAGUUUUAGCUAAGAUUUAUGAUACUACUCUUGAGAACCUUCCCCCCUCAUUAAAGAGUAUAGCUGCUCGUUACACUGAGCCGGAACCUAUGGAAGACUUUGCAUAA